Messenger RNA from Cinara cedri, 11427 nucleotides. The record is from the annotation of a GenBank genome assembly. Lineage: Eukaryota; Metazoa; Arthropoda; Insecta; Hemiptera; Aphididae.
CUCUCAUUUCACGUUUUUCUUCAAAUUUGUUAGUCAAUGAAAAAAAGUCAACAUUAUUAUAUUUUUUGUUUAUUGUUAUCUAAAUAACGUGACGUACGUAUAUCUUUUGUAAUACAAAUACCUUGGUAUUUUUUUUUUUCGAUUUUUACUGUUAAUAUUAUUUCUAGGCACAAUUCAUUAUUUAUCAUUGAUUGUCAAGUAACAGUCGAUACAAUGUGAGUUAUAAAAUCCACAAAUAUAAUUGAGAAAUGGCAAUAAAUCAGAACCAGCCGCUGUCAGAAAAGUAUGGUAUCCCUUUAAAUCACUUAGACUUCAGUUAUUUGAAAGAGUGUGAAGAUCCCAAGGAAUUAAAACACAUCAUUAAAAUAUUGGAGUGAGUUUUUACAUUAACGAAUUAACUACACAUUUGUUAGGUUAAUGUUUGUUUGGUCCAUUUUUUUUUGAAAACCAUGAUAUUUAUUUUUAAAUUUUCUAUUUAGUAUUCUUAAAAUAAUUGAUCAAAUUUGAUUUGAAAUUGUUUUACUUGUAACACUCGUAAAACAUAACAUUGUAUAACAUGUAAACAAAAAUGCCAGUUGUCAUAUUUAAUUUUUUAAUUUAAUUACUUAUUUGUUGGAUAAUUAUUUUGUUAUACUUAAAGUACCUAGAAUGUGUUACAUACGAUUAAUAUAAUAUUUUAUUACAUUAAAAGCUAAAUAGUUUUUUUUACUGAUCUUAAAAUAUUUAUAUUUAUCUUCGUGUUUCUUAAUAGGUACCAAGUUGGUAUACUUUUAUUUUAGCAUAAAAUAUUUGAUCAAAUAAUUAACCCUUGUAUUGUUGUGUGUUAUGUUUGUUCCUACAUUUCAUUGCUAUGAUUACAAAAAUCACAGUUCAUUAAUAUAAAAAAAUAAAAAAUUUUAUUUGAGUCAUUUGAAACCUUGAUUAGAGUAGCUCAGAGAAUAUGUUUUUCUUUUGUUAUUUUAUAUUAUAUAUUAUAUGAGAUUUUAUUUUGUGCUUAUAGGUAGCUAUACCUACUUAUAGGCAAUAUAUGUUUAAUGUUUAUUUGACUGAUAAAGGUAUGUCUAAUUUUAGAUCUGGAGAAGAGGGGAAUUAUCCUCCUUUGUUGUCAGCAGCUGAAGAACGUUUGCGUGAAAUUAAACCUGAUGCAUCAAUAUUAAACAGAAAACUAUGUUUCGCAAAAAAGUCUUCUGAUUUUUCUAAUAGUAAAGAUUACAAUGAUGUGUUUGGUGAUAUAAAUGUUAGUGUACAUAUUUAAAUAUACCUAAAAAUUAUUAAACUUUAAUAUAAUGGUUACCUAAAUGUAAAGAAAAACAUAGUUUAGGUUUUUGUCUUUAUAAAUUAACAGUAGCUAUAAAGUGAGACAGUAACCAUUGGGGGGAAAAUUGAGAAGGUCGUCAUCAAGGUAAUGGCCAGGUACAAUGUAAAAUAAUCAAUUUGAUAUACAGUAUUGUUCAUUUUUUUAAAACAAUUUAUUUUAUUGAAAUAGUUAAUAAACCAAGUAUCAACUUUUUAAAUAGCCAAAUUAUUCCUUAAGAGCCUUUAAAACUUUUUAAAUUUUAUAAUUAUUAUUCUACCUGGAUGCAGAUAAUGGCUUUGAGAGAACAGCUUUGAUAAAGGUAAAUCUACAAUAAGUUAUCAAUACGCUCGAGGAAUUGAGUUUUAAGAAGGUCUACAGUAUUUUUUGUUUGAAAUAAUGGUGGUUUUGAUGAGGAUGUGAAGCAUAGGAUUAAGGGUAGUUGGAUAAAAUGGAGAGAAGCCUACAGUGUUUUAUGUAAUAAGAGUCAUUUAAUGAGUCUUAAAGUUAAAAGUUCUACAAAAGUAUGUUGAGGAAUCUAAAGUAGUAAGAUUUCUAAUGAAAAUAAAGAUAAGAGAAAAACCGAAAAAAAAGGUAGUUGAAUGCAAUUAAGUAUGAGAGGUGGGAGAUCGAGUCUAGUGGACAUUUAUUUCAAGGGUAGCCGAUUCUAAACAGUUAAAACAAAGGAAAAAAAUGAUUGUACCUUUUAAAAAAUGUAAUAUAAAAUAUUCCGAUAUUGAAUAAUUGGCUGUACAUUUUUUAAACCAUAUUUGAUAUUAAAUCAACUAUAUGUUUAUUUAUUUUUAAUUACAUGGGCAAUUGUUCUUUAGUAUACAUAUAUAAUUUAUACAAAAUUUAAUAAAUCAUGUUAAUUGGACAAUAUAAUAUAAUAUUAAGUUAUCAAAUAAAAUAUAAAUUAACUUAAUUAGUUACCAUAGGUGGGGCCAAUAUUAGCACACGCCAUUAGGCACCUAAUAGGCUCGUUUUUUAAAAAAUGUGUAGAGAAAUGAGGGAUAUAGAAGGAAAUUGUGGUUUUUGUCGCCCGCUGGGGUACCAAUAUCCAAUAGACUACUUAUAAAUUAAAUUCCAGCAGUGUGCUUACGUUUAGCUAGGGAGAAAAGGCCAAGCAAGUUAGCUACAGAGGCAUAGUCGCAUAAAGGACAAUGUAUUUCGAGUAUGAAGUAUAUAUUAACAUUUAUGUAAAAAUAAAAAAAAAAGAUAUGUGACAGUGUUUAAUUUGUUCGUAAUUGCUUGAUAUGUCAAUUAAAAAAAAAAAAAAUCACUAUGCACUGUUAAGAAAUUAAAUUAUUUUACAGAACAAUUUUUUUUUUUGAUUUUGUCUUCAUAUUCUUCAUAUAUUAUUUUAAUUGUAAAUUAUAAUUAAUAAACAUUACAUUUUUUUUUUUUUUUUUUUUUUUAGAAAUGGAUAAAACAGUCCCAACAACAGGAGAAAGAUUCAAAACUUGAGAAGCAAAAUUUAACAGAUUCUAUGAAUGAUCAUGAUAAGCAACCAGUUCGAGAUUUUGUUGAUUUGACAUUAGCUGAGGAAGAUGAAGGAAAAGUAAUAUUUUCAAGUAGAAAGUAUUUUGGAAAUAAUUUAUUUUAAUGUAAUUUAAAUUUCUUUUUAAUAAUUUUAAGCCUACAAGAAAUUUAUCUAUACCUAGAAUACAUAAUCUUCAUAAUGAACCCUUGGAAGCUUCAUAUUCUAAGUGGGAUAAGUAUGAUCCUGAUGUCGAAUUGAUGAAAUUGGAAAACAAAGCAAAAACUGAUAAAUUACAAGCAGAUAUAAAGGAAAAUUUAAAUUCAAAUUUAUCAUUUGAAUUGAAUGAUACGUUGAGCAUCCAAGAUAGGGUUAAAUCUUUAGUAAAUAAAAGUAAGUUUAAAUGAUAUUUUUAAAAAAAAAUUGAAAAGUAUUUACUAAUAUUUAAUCGAUUUUAAUUUAAUUAUAAAACAAAUCAUGUAUUUUUUGAUUACAAUUGUAUUUUUGAUUACUCAUAGUAGUGUUUUAUUAAACAACAUACAGUAGUAUAAUUACUUUAAGCGACUUGAGUAAUCUAAAAUUAGUUUUAAAUUGACUAAUAAUUGAAUUCAACUUCUUAACAAAAGUAAUUUUUUUUUUAUAGCAUUUCGUACAUUAUAUUGGUAAAUUGUUUUAAAUUAAUUGUCCGUACAUUGUCUUGUUUGUCUUUUUCAUACACACCAAAUUAAGUAAUAAGUAUUCAUUAUUCUGCUGAUUUCUUGAUAAACUAAAAUUUAAAUUUCCAUUUCUUCAUUUCAAAUUAAAAUCUCUAUAAUGAUACUACAGUUGUGAUGAUUUUAGAAGUGGAGUUGUUAAUAUUAUUUUCUACAUUGUUUUAAUUGAUAAAUAUGAAAUAACACCUAACUUUUUAGAAUUUAUAUUAUAUAGAUAACUCAAAUUAUUAUUUCAUUAUAAUUAUUUAUUUUUAUAUUAAUUUAAUAUAAAAAUGAAUACUAUAAGAUAACACUAAAUUAUAUUGCUAACUGGAGUUGGCCUUUUGUUCAUUGUCUUUGUUUGAUGAGUAAUAUUUCCUUGGAUUUUUAUAUAUUUUUUUUUUUGAGAUUUUUUAUAUAUAUCGACACAUUGUUUGAUAUCAUAAAUAGUAUUUAAAUUUAUACACUUAAAUAAUUUAAAAUAUAUAUAUAUAUAUGGCAAUCAUUCAGCUAUCUUAAAUUUGUUAAAUAUUUCAUAAAAAUAAACGCUUAAACUUUUUUUAGAUGCCAAUUUUAGACCUCAAGAUUUGGCCAAACGAGAAAAGGAACUAGGAAAUGAAUGUUUUAAGUCAAAUGAUUAUGAAGAAGCUCUCCGUCAUUACAAUACUAGUAUUGAAAUCCAUCCAACACCUGAAGCAAAAAACAAUAGGGCCAUGUCGUGUAAGCAUAAUUUAUCAUUAUUACACUUACAGUUUUCAGAUUUUAUUAUUAUUAUUACUCACUAUUAUUUACAUAAAAAAUUUGUCACCAAACUAUAAAUUGCAUAUUUGACAUAUUAUAUAAUUACACUAAUAAUUAUAAUUUUAUUUUUAAAUGUUGAUAUGCAGAACUAUUAAAGAUAUUACUCGUGUUUGUAUGCAUUAAUUAAAAGUAACUAAACAUAAUAUUCUCUUAUUUGUAAAAAAAAUAUAGUCAAUUGAUGACAGUAAUUUUAAAAUUAAAAUAUAAAUAUAUAAAUAUUAAGUAGUAAAUAAUUAAAUGAAUAAGAUAAUUAUUGUAGCUAUACAAACUAAGAUUGUAUUAUCAUAUAAUGGAUUACCACACUAUCUCGACCGCAGUAUACAUUUUUCAUCAUCAGAUCUAUCAAGAAAUCUGGCAUGUACGAUUUUAAUGUGUGUACUUAAUGAAAUGCAUUAGUUAGAGUAGUUAGCUAUUAUAUGCUUUACAUUGUACUCACGUACACUUUAGACACCUUGACCGAUAGCUUGUAUUUAUUAACAAUAGAAAGUCUGCCUUAUAAUAUUACAUUGAUUAUAUAGGUAAUAUAAGUGACGUAUUUUUUUGUUAAUUUUAUAAUAGAAGUAUACAUAAAUUAAAUUCAGAGAAUAUUUUUUGUAAUAAUAACUAAUACCUCAUUUAAAACUGUUUGAAUAAAAAUAAACCAUAUUAUGGUAGGUAAUAUUAUGCAAGUAAUAAAUAUUAAAUUAAAUUAAUAAAAUAUUUGCAAUUAUUUUAAAAUAGAUUAUAAAUACAUCUAAAAAAUAUUAUUGUAUAAAUUUUAAAAUAAUACUGCAAAUCUGUGAGUAGUAUUAUAGAUAAAGUUUUUAUUAUAAUCAGUUUUUUCAAAAAGUUAUCAUCAGAACAAAAUAUAACAAUAAUUUUUUUAUACUUCUCCUUUGCUUUCAUCUCAAUUAUUUGAAAUUAGCUACCUUUAUUAUAUAUUUUCAAUUUCCCACUUCGCAUGUACUAGUUAUCUUUAUAACAUUCUCAAUUAUAUUCAAUUUCCUCUUUUCAAUUUUUUUCUCCAUUUGCUACUAUAUUUAUUUUCAUUACAAUUCUUACUGUUUUAGAUUCCUCUCCUUGAAACAUACCCAAACCAUUCCAGCCUAUGUUGUCUACUAUUGAAACUGCACCUAAGCUCUUAUUUAUUCAUCUCUUAUCCUAUCUUCUUUCAUUAGUCCACUUAUCUACUUUAGUAUUUUCAUUUCUGCUACAUUUAUUCUCUAUUAUAUUUUUCUGUCUAUUGUCUAACACUCUGAACCAUACAACAUAGUCAGUCAAAUACUUUUUUGUAAAACUUUAAGUGUCAUUGGACUUCACUUGUCACAUAAAUUACCUGACAAUUUUCUUCACUUUAUCUAAUCACACUUAAUCCUAUGCUUUACAUCCUCGCGAAAGCCACCAUUCUUUUGUACAGAAUAUCCUAGAUAAACAUUUUUUUUAAAUUUUUAUUUUAUAAGUCUGUUUUUUUUUGUGAUUGGUAUACUUUAAAAUUUAAAAACUUUUUUCUUCAUGUUUGAAGUCAAUUUUAGUUGUAUUAUUUUUUUUUUUAUCUGUUUGAAAUUAUAAAUGAGAUUUCCAUAUAGUAUUUAUAUUAUAUUUAAAAUAUAAUAUUAUGUUAAGUACUUUUAAUUGAUUAGUAUUUCAAAUAAUUCAAAUUUUCAUUUCUUAUUGCUUAUUACUUUAUAAUUUUAGUUAUAAAACUAAACAAAUUUGAAGAAGCAUUAGAUGAUUUGAGAGAAGUAAUCGAGAGUGAUCCAAGAAAUAUAAAAGCACAUUUUAGAAGAGGAUCAUGUUUUAAAGCUAUAUCUAUGUACUGCUUGGUAAGUAUCAUGACAUAGUAACUAGUAACAUUAUUGAGAAGGAGUAAUUUUGAAUUGUUUUAUGAUAGGCAUUACGAUCAUUUGAAGUCACAUUAAAAUAUGAUUGCAACAAUGCGAAAGCUCUUAUUUUGGUCAAAGAAUUAAAGCAUUUAAUAUCAAACAUACCUUCCAAAAAAUUAAUUAGGUAAAAACCAGAUAAUAAAUUGAAAAAAUCUCAUGUAUUUAUGUUUAAACUAAUUUUAUUUAUAGAGUUCGUGAAAUAACUAGACAUUAUGAUGAAACUGUAUGGGAUAUAGAAGACCCAUUCCGUGUAUCUUAUCCUGAACUUUCUGAGUUGAAAAAAGAAAGGGUUGAAUAUUUAUAUGAAGCAGAUUCCUUUGGUUGUUUGACAGAGUGUGUUUGUCAUUUGUGUCCUUGGCAUGAGUGGCAACAACGUAAGAAAAAAUUGACCAGCCGCCACAGAACGUUUAAAAAUGAUGGACAAAGAAAACGUUGGGAAUUCUUAACAUCGAAUAAUUUGCCCAUAUUGGUUUCUAAUUCUGUAUUACCAGAUUUGAAAAGACCAAAACGAUUAAACGUCAUUGAAAUAAACUCUGCCAAAAUGAAUGGACAUGGCCAUACAAAUACAACGGUUUGAUUUUGUUGUUUAACUUGGAAUUGUAGUUAUGUUAUUAUUGUGUGUGAUUGGAAUACAAUUGUAAAUUAGUGUACAAAUUUAAAAAGCCAACAUAAAUCAAACUUUAUUUUGUAUAUGUUAUAAUGGAUAUAUAGAUAAUUUUUUAAUGCUGGAUAGUUUAUAUCAUUAUUUUUUAAUUUAACAUAUUUAAUGGGGGAAGGGAUGAUCUCUCUUUAGCCUGGCUUGGAUAUGCUACUGCCGGAAUACACUGGUAUAUUAAAAAAUAUAGCAAAUUUCAACUAUUAUAUUCAUAUUUCAUAUUAAAUAACUUACCAAUUAUACUUUUCUAUUGCUACAAAACUAAACUAAUUAGAAGAUUAAACAUUUAGGCCCCUAACUUAUUAUCUACUGGUCGGUUCGAAAAAAGAUUUCAAUAUCUAAAAUCAUGUCCUUGACAAUGUGGAUUGUUUUGCAAAAACAAAAAAAAAUGUGUUAAAAUCGGUCGAGUAGUUUUUCAGUUUCAGAUGAACUCUACCAGGUGUACCGGUAUAAAGUGAGCGUUAGGAUACAAUUGUGUCGGUAGGGAUUAUUUGUUGUGAACGGGUUUUAAUUUGUUUUUUGUUUUGUUAGCAUGACAUCUGUCAAACAUAUUCAAUAACCUUCCAGUCAUUGAACAAACAACAUCAUAUUUUUUCAUUGUGUUGAAAAUGUCAAAUUUUGUACCGGAAAGAUGUGCGGAAAGCAUUAAUUUUUUGUUUCCAUUUGAAGGAAAGUGCUGCAAAGUUGCAUCAAAUGCUUGUCGAGACAUAUGGUGAUCAUGCUCUAUCAGAAGUAAAAUGCAAAAGAUGGUUUCAACUGUUCAGAGAUAAUGAUUUUGAUAUGAGAAAUGAAGAACGUGGAAGACCAUCAAAAAAGUUUGAAGACGCCAAACUGCAAGCAAUAUUGGAUGAAGAUGAUACUUUGAGUCAAAAGCAAAUGGCAGAAAUGUUAAAUGUUGCACAUCAAACAAUUUCUGACCAUUUGAAGGCUAUGGGAAAGAUCCAAAAGUGUGGAAAAUGAGUGCUACAUGAAUUGAAUGGAAGACAAAUGGAAAACCAAAAAAACACUUGUGAAAUUUUGCUUCAAAGACAUGGAAGAAAAUCAGUUUUGCAUCGAAUUGUCACUGGCGAUGAAAAAUAGAUUUAUUUUAAAAAUCCUAAACGGAGAAAAUCAUGGGUUAAUCCUGGACAAUCAUCAUCAUCAACAUCAACUGCAAAACCAGAUUGAUUCGGCAAGAAGGCAAUGCUCUGUGUUUAGUGGGAUCAGAAAAGUGCGGUGUAUCUAAAACCUGGUGAAACUGUUAAUUCUAAUCGCUACAGACAACAAAUGAUCAAUUUGAACCAUGCAUUGAUCGAAAAACGACCAGAAUGGUCCAGAAGACACGGCAAAGUAAUUUUGUUACGCGAAAAUUCACCUCCACACAAAGCAAAACCAGUUCAGGAAACAAUUAAAGCACUUGGCUGGGAGCUGCUACCCACCCGCCGUAUUCACUGGAAUUGGCCCCUUCCGACUACCAUUUGUUUUCAUUGAUGGGACACGUAUUGGCUUAGCAGCACUUCGAUUUCUACGCAGAAGUUGAAAAUUGGGUGUCUGAUUGUUUUGCUUCAAAAGACGAACGUUUCUAUUGGCAUAGUAUCCACAAAUUGCUAGAAAGGUGGUCAAAAUGUGUAGAAAGCAUUGGUCAAUACUUCGAAUAAUUUUUUUUUACUUUCCUAUUCAAAUUUACUGUUUCAUUUCAAAACGAUCAUUUCAUACUGGUACACCUGGUAUAAGUAUACACUCGCUAAGUUAUUUGUACAUUUAACUGAAAAAAAAAAUUGAACUUUUUUUUAAACUUCCAUUCUAUUCAUUUUGUAGGGAAUAAAUUUUAAAAAUGCAUUGGGAGUUUGCAAUUUUAAAAAAUCCCUUUUUGGUGCUCGUCUAUUUUGUAUAAAGAACCUCUGUGCAAAAUUUCAAGUUUCUAGACCUAGCAGUUUAGACUACACUGAUGCCUCAGUUUAUCCUUUUAUAUAUUAUUACGUUAAUAUGAUCUUGUGUACAAAUUCUCCAUCUAUAUCAUUUACAAGCAUAGACAAAUUAAAUUCUAAGCUUUCUAAAAAUGAAAAUAAUUGAUUUUGUUACUUUUAUUAAUAUCAAAAUAAAAGAUACUGGUUUUACUUAUCAUUACAUUUCCUACAUACAUAUAUAUAUAUAUAUAUAAAUAACAUUAGUAUUUAUAAUUUUAUUUCUCUUUUAAAGUUAUUUUUAAUGUUGAUUUCAGGUGAAACUUCAUAAUGGAUUCAAUGGAAUUGAUAAAUCUCCAUGUAAAGAGUGUGACAAUGAUGACAUGAUGUUAGGUAUCAAACCCGUAUCUAAUGUUUAUGAGUUUUUACAAUGCUGGAAAACAGCUAGUCAAAAAAACAAUUAUGAACUUUAUCAACAACUUUUGCGGAGUAUUAAACCAAAAGAUUUACCUAAGGGUAAGUAAUUAGAUAAUUAUGAAUUAUAAUUUAUGAUUUGUAUGUGUUAAUAGAAAAAUUAAAUUCCGUUAGGAUAAAUAUUUUUAAAAUGAAAAAUGUCAUUGAACAAAUUAAAAAAAAAAAGAAAAAUGUAAAGCUAUGUUGUGUACAUCAUGUAAACUAUGAUGGUGUUAAUAUGGUUAUUUUUUUUUAUCUAAUCUAACUAUUAUUUUUCUUUAAAAAUAUAUUAUCCUACCAUCCUUUCAAAUCUAUUCCAACAACAAGCAUAAUAAACAGUAUUUAUUUUAUCCAAAAAUAACAUUUCACUAAUAUAUUUAUUAAAUUAAAAAGAAAUUGAAAUUUAGACCAACAGUUGUCUAUCUUUUAAUAAAUUUGUAGCUAUUUUAUGUAAACUUUAAUUUAGUUAUUAGUACAAAUUUGGAUGAAGAAAUCAUGUCAAAAUUUUUGGAAACCCUGAAUCAGAAGUUUAAUCCUGAUACCGAAUUAGAUCUUAUUGUAGAGUACUUAACAGCCAUGACCAAAGUGAAUCGGUUCAGCUUAAUUGUUGGGAUGCUAGACAACAAAGUUAAAGAAGGUAAAAUAUCUAUUUCUAUUGUAGUAUAAUAUAUAUUAAAAAUUAUAAUAACUGUUUAUUACAACUAUUGUUGUUUUUUUACCAAAUAAAGUUUAGGAACCAACAUUUUUGCUCAGUUCAAUUCAAUUAUAUAUUAUUUAUUUUUUCAUCUUUUAAUUUGUCCAUUAAAUAUUAAUAAUCUGAAAAAUCUAAAAAUCAAAAUAAUAUAUGAAUCUGAAACUAAUUCUAACAUUUAAACAUUACCUUAAGUUUUAACAUCUAUGAUAAAUUACUUAUAUUAGCAAAUUUAUUAUAUUUUCUGAUAUUUUGAUGCACAAAAAUAAUAUCUGUUUAUGACAGUGUAAUAUUUAUUUUUUUUAUAUGGAAACAUUUAUGAAUGUAGUUAUGCAAAAUAACAAUUUAAUAUAUUAACACAAAUUUUCUUUUCUCUGUUAAUCGGGUUUUCACUGAAGUUUUCACAUAAAUGUCAAUAUUUUGUUUUGUUUUUUUUUAACCCCCUGGAUUAAUAUUUAAAUGAUCCAAAGGCCAAUUGUAAUAAAAUAAAAUUAUAACGUUUGGCUAAAUUUAAAUUAUUUUUUAAUUUCAGGUAUUCAACCACUGUUGAAACGUGUUCACCACUAUACGAAUAGUAGAUUAUUUAUGGCAUUAUUAUAAUUUUAUCAAUACAUUUGACUAAAGUUAAGUUCAUAAUGAAAAAGAGUAAUAAAAUUGUUGUAUUUUUUUUUAACAUCGAUUUAUUGUUUUUAUUGCGUUAUUUUUGAUGUCCAAAAAAUUACAAAAAAUUACAAAAAAAAAAAAAAAAAAAAAGUUAUGUAAUAAAAUAAGUACUUUCAAUGUAAACAAAACUAUACGAGUCUGAUUAAUAUACCUAUCAUUUUUUUUUUUAACAAUUUAAAAUAAAAUAAAUGUUUAAUGUUAUUAACAAUUGUGGAAAGUUACUUAAUAAUGAUAAAUAAAUAAAUAAUUGUGUAUUAUCAAUCUUUAUGUACUGGUCAAUCUUAAUGUAUUUAUGUUGAUAUUUUGAUGAUAUACAUUCAUUGUAUUUAUACGUAUUUUAUUUUUUAAUACCCAUAGGUGUAUCUGGUACAGUGGAAUGAUGAACACUUAUUUGAAAGGCCUCUGAGAUUUUUAGAGGACAUAGAGGUGUGUAUCUAAUUUAUAUUUGAUACAAUAAUUGAAUAAUUAUAAAAAUUAAUAUUAUUUUGUAUUCGCUAUCACUAUUCAGUGUUUACUUUUUAAACUCUAUACAAGGUUUGAGUGAACCAACGUCAAAGCAAUUCAUGAUGAGACUAUAUAAGAAUUAUUUUUGGUUGAGACAGUGCGAGUGAACGAUUUUCAUAUUUUUGGGGGAAUAUUUAUGAAUGUAUUUGGAAGAGGUUAAGCCAAAAUUCCACUUAAUUUAUAUAUUAAUACAGAAAUAUUUUAUUUGAUUUUUUUUAUAUUAUAUUGGUUUAAAAAAAAAAAAAAAAAUUCACAUUUCAAAGUCUUUAUACUCUAAAUACAAUCACACUUUAAUCUGUUAUAUAAAUAUUGAUAGAAAUUAAACAAUAAUUAAUAUUAGGCGGUCCUGACCACAGACAUUACUACAUUAUUUGGUUAUUAGUUCAAUUUUCUUUCCAUGCUUUUAAAUCUAGUGGGAAAUGUUCACAACUAUAUUGUUCCGUGAACCU